Messenger RNA from Lodderomyces margitis, 693 nucleotides. RefSeq lists its product as uncharacterized. Gene Ontology annotation, cellular component: cytoplasm; membrane. Bases 1 to 693 code for a protein of 230 amino acids. The record is from RefSeq and is a predicted model, not a curated record. The transcript has a single exon. NCBI's taxonomy places the organism in Eukaryota, Fungi, Ascomycota, Pichiomycetes, Serinales, Debaryomycetaceae.
AUGUCUACACUUCAAUCGCUUAAUGCUCAGUACCUCGCGUACCUUUUGCAAUACCCAUUGUUGACAAAAUCUAUCACCUCCGGUAUUUUCAGCGGGUUAAACGAAACCGUGUCGUCGGUAAUCACCAGCGAGUAUAAAGAGUCCAAAGUGUUUGGUGUCAAGGUAAAGCACGUGUUUAGUGAAAAGUUGCUCAAGAUGAUUAUCUACGGGGCCUUGAUUGCAACACCAAUUAGUCACAACAUGUAUGGUGUCAUCAACAAGAUCUUCAAGCCACCAUUGUCGAGCAAGCAAAAGAUUUUGCAGUUGUUGACCAGUUUAUUGACUGUGACCCCAACAAUUUCGGCCUGUUUCGUGUCAUGGAUAUCGAUAAUCAACAACUACAAAUGCACAGGAUGCAACCCAAUCACCGAGUUGAAGAAGAUCUUAUUUAUCGUCAAGGCAGGAUUGAAGAAGGGAUACUUGCCGGUUUUGAAGUCGUCAUUGACAACGUCAUUCUUUGCUUUGUUGGUGGCACAAAAAUUCGUUAGACCAGAGUUGUGGGUUGUCUUCUUCAAUUUGGUCUAUUUCGUUUUGGGAACGUAUCAGAAUACAAAGUUGAAGAAGUUGCAGAAGCAACAGAGAUUGGCCGAAUCCCAGAAGUUGAAGGAAUUGGAAAAGGAGGAAAAGGAGGAAAAGGAGGAAAAGAAGGAGUGA